This is a messenger RNA of Vigna angularis (adzuki bean), 483 nucleotides long. RefSeq lists its product as uncharacterized. The record is from RefSeq and is a predicted model, not a curated record. Lineage: Eukaryota; Viridiplantae; Streptophyta; Magnoliopsida; Fabales; Fabaceae. The coding region runs from base 56 to 394 and encodes 112 amino acids. The transcript has 4 exons.
UUCUUUAUUAUAGUUUCCUUAAUUAGUUAAAUAAUUAUUUAUCCUUUAUGAUAGCAUGCACUGGCAGUUGAUGGUCAUCAUUCCCAAAGCAUGUAAAAUUAUAUGGUUUUGUUCGUUGCAUAGGAAGAUGAAAAAUGACUUGAGAACAAUGCUUCAAGGAGUUAUUGGUAAAUCACGUGGUCAACUGGUUCAAAUUUUGUAUCCAAAGUGUAACCAGCAACUAGAUUCAUGGGAAUGUGGCUUUUAUGUGAUGUGUUGGAUUAAGACCAUCAUUCGAGCUGUCAUUACAGAUGACUGGAAUGAGCGCUUCAAGAGUACAUCGCCUAUACCAGAGGACACAAUUAGACAGAUAAGGCAGGAGUGGACCGCUUAUCUUCUGCAAAGAUGGAGUUAGGAAUAGUUUUAUUUGUUGUUGAACAUUGCUUAGUUUUAGUUUAAGUUUUAACUUGAUAGUUUUGGUAGUGGAUUAUAUUUUACAUUAAG